Molecule: messenger RNA, 4229 nt
Organism: Mya arenaria
Lineage: Eukaryota; Metazoa; Mollusca; Bivalvia; Myida; Myidae
Product: G protein-activated inward rectifier potassium channel 3-like
Exons: 8
Coding region: 699-2102 (467 amino acids)
Biological process (GO): potassium ion import across plasma membrane; regulation of monoatomic ion transmembrane transport
Cellular component (GO): plasma membrane
Molecular function (GO): inward rectifier potassium channel activity
Source: RefSeq, a predicted model, not a curated record
CUCAUUCCUAAUUUUGGUAAUGUUUAUUUAUGAUUGGGUUGUUUUUACAAAAAUAAGAGGAAAAUGGGUAUUAGCCAUUUAAAAUAUUAGUCAAUUGCAUUGAUUUUGUUACAUGGUGUUUCCAAAUAGCUGACGGUUUGAAGGAUAUUAUAUAAAGCCCAACACUUGGCUGGGGCCUGCAGAAUUCUUCUACAGGAACCAUCUCUCUGUAGUGUGUGGUCAUUAUGAUUGCAAAAGUGGCAUAAAAACAAAGUUCACAUGAGUGACGGAACCAGCUCAGCAUAGAGAAUAGGAACCGGCUGAAAUCAAUGGAAAGUCAUCUAGGAUUGUGCUGCCUGAUGUAUUGAGUGUCAGCUUGGAACCAACCAACUACCAAUGUAGACAUUAAUCCAGAGAAACUCAGGGGCUGUUUACAUGAGUGAUUUAUUGAAUGUGACACCUUUCUACUAUGAUUAGUGCCCUGAUUAAUUGGAUCACCCUGAUUCAGUGUCAAGAUGGCUGUUGUGAAGUGGUAUCCAGGAGAAUGCAAGUUACAUUGACAGAUAUAGAAGACUUUCUUAAAUAGUCUAGGGUUAAUUUCAACAAGUUAGAAAAGGCUGUUGAAAAUCAACUAAUUAAAAGUGGAUUCUCUUGAGGCAGAUAAGGUCAAGGACAUUGGCAUAGCACAUGCCCUCGAGCUGAUUGGACGCCUCUUUCAGAUGGUUGUCAUGGAGACAGGAUAUGGAUAUCCGGCCACUGGUCCUCCGAACGGCAUUGCAAGUGGGGAACCAGACUUGUUGGAAAGUGGGCACCAGAAAUUUGACCCUGAGCGAAGGUCUCAGGAAUCAUUUGCAGAGUUUGUUGCCAAGAGCAACCCACAAAUAACAAACAAUAAAACUGCUCCAGUCGUUUCUCGGAGACAUGACAGGCACUACUCUAAACGAAUGCGACGGAGGCUAGUGUAUAAGAAUGGAGAGGUGAACAUUACACAGGCAAAUAUUAGAAAACGAAGAAGAAGAUAUUUAGCAGAUAUUUUCACCACCUUAGUUGAUAUUCAGUGGCGAUAUAACUUGUUAGUUUUCACAUUAGCAUUUAUAUUUAGUUGGCUGAUUUUUGCAUUAAUCUGGUGGCUUAUAUGUUUUUCACAUGGUGACUUAGAUGAACAGAAUAUGAUAGAUACUGAGUGGAAACCGUGUGUGGUAGAAAUUAAGUCUUUCGUCUCGGCCAUUUUGUUCUCAAUUGAAACCCAGCACACUAUAGGUUAUGGGUCAAGGCAUACAACAGAACAGUGCACCGAAGCAAUUAUUCUAAUGAUGAUACAGUCUUGUUUUGGGGUGAUAUGUCAAGCAAUGAUGACUGGAAUUGUUUUUGCAAAACUGUCAAGACCAAAAAAGCGUGCCGAGACGCUCAUGUUCAGUAAAAAUGCCUGUAUAUGCAAACAGGAUGGAGAGCUGUGUUUGUUGUUCCGCGUCGGGGACAUGCGAAAAUCUCACAUAGUAGAAGCUCAUAUCAGGGGUUUAGUUAUCAAGAAAAAAGUGACAAAGGAAGGUGAAAUCUUGCCUCUUUAUCAGUUUGAUGUAGACCUUGGUUUCGAUGGUGGCCUAGAUAGACUGUUUUUAGUAUGGCCUGUGAUAAUUGUUCAUAAAAUUGAUGAAACAUCUCCAUUUUGGGAGAUGUCACCUGAAGACUUGCACAAAGAACAGUUUGAAUUUAUUGUGAUUUUGGAAGGCAUCGUUGAGUCAACAGGAAUGACCACUCAGGCACGCAGCUCAUAUUUGCCAGGAGAAAUUCUCUGGGGUCAUAGGUUUGAGCGUUUAGUGACUUUUCAAAAGGAGAAUGGGCAAUACCAGAUUGAUUAUUCUCGAUUUAACAACACCAUUCCAGUUGAAACUCCUCAGUGUAGUGCAAAAGAACUUUCAGAUAUUUGUGGUAAUAUAACUGACAUUGAACGAGACUCAAACAAUGAAGAAGAUUCCAUUAAUAACUUAAGCAAAUCCUUUGCAAACUCCUACAUGUAUAAGAGAAAUAACAUUGCCCAGACAGAGUUUGAGUAUGACAAUGACUUUGACUCUCUGGAUAGCAACUAUCUCCCAAUCAACGGGGAUUCAGAGACAUUGCUUUGACGGAAGGUGAAAAACAUGCAGAAAAAGAGCUCAGUAAUGGUGACAAUUCAGUUAUCUCCCUUAGUUGCCUGCAAGUCAUGAACCAGAUUGGUUUUAUCGAACCAGUCAAUGCUAGACAGAGUUGCAAAGAGCCGGUUUCCAGGAAAAAUGUCUAAUUGACACUCUGUCUGUGAAAGAAAUUUGAUUAGGUGCCCUUUCAAAGGAAACUCCCAGACACAACAAGAAAUGGAUAAUAACACUGUUCAAAUACAUUGUGUCAGUGCUAGAAUGUUUCCAGUUCGUUCAAUAUAUAUCGUAUUGUUUGUCUCCCAGCCAAUUGUGAUACAUGAAACUAUUAUUUUUGUAAGUAACUGUGUAUAAUGUUGCAUACUUGACUGCCAUUUUUUGUGUAAGUGUUGUCAGAAACGUUUUAUUUUUAUUUUUUUAUUUAAAAGUUGUUUAAGUUACACAAGUAUCAUGCCAAAUAAGGGACAAACAAGAAUUAAUUCAAAAGAAAUUAUCAAUGUGUGUUUUCCCUUUUAACAUUAAUUGAAAUAUUCACCUGUAUUUAAACAAGUUUUUUUUUUACUUCUUCCAUCUCGGCACAUAUCUUUAUUUUCAUUAUUUCUGACUAGCAGUAAUAUUAUAUGGUUUUUGAAUGAAGUUGACUCUAAGAAAAACUCAAUUUAUAUUGUUUCUAAAAUACACCAAAGUCCCUCAAGUAUUCCUUCUGUUCUUACAAAAUUAAUCUUGUGCAUUAUCUUUUACUGAAAAUGGUAACCGAAGUUGUUUUAUGCAGAAUCUUUUUUUAGCCAGUUUUUUCAUCGUAAAAUUAUGGGUUAUAGAAUGGCGAAAAACGUGGCGGGCGGGCGUGAACAGUUCUGCGUUUACGUUUUUAUUCCAUGUCAUAAAGUAAAUAGUUAUUAUCGAUUGUUUUGAAACUCUUUCUGAAUUCUUGUCUACAUGUUUUCUUGAACAUUUGUGAUUAUGGGUCAAAAACUAUGUCACUAGGUUAAAUUUUAGGAAAUAUUUUCCCAUGUAAUAAAUUCAUUUACUUUUCAUGAAAUGUUUACUUUAUUUUCUGCAGGAUAUAUUUGUCACAUUGAAUUAUAAUAGAAAGUUAGCAAAAAAACAGAAUCUUUUUCUACAGGAUAUCUAAAGAAAUAUUUCUAAUAUUCAUGGCAUUUGGUUGGUUUAUGUAUACAUACACACACAUUCAAGAAACAUUGUUUUUAUUGAAUCUUAGGCUAUUGUAAACAUGAAUCAUUUUGGGUAAAAAACUAAGUCAUUAGGUAAAAUGUUUGGAAACUUUUUCCCUGUUCUAAAUUUAAAUUAAGAUUUUAAUUAACUUUUAAAAAAAAUGUGUGUGCAUGAAACCUAAGAUGAUAAAGUGUGUCAUCUGGAGUCAAAAACUAAAUAUUUGGAACUUGUAAUUUAGGAAAAGCUGAUGUAUUUUUAAAAUGUUCAUUUUACCUCACACAAAUGGAAUAGUUUUUGUUGAUCUGAAACAUGAUCAGGUUGUAUGAAGGAUAUCUCUGAUAAAUAUAAAUAUAGGUCUUCUUUGUUAAGAAAACUAGGUCACUAGCCUAAAAUUAGGUUUGAAAAAUUGUAUACUCAAUGAAAAAUCCGGCUUAAAUGUGGCAAUGAGUCUUGAAUAUUUUAUCAUAUGACGUUCCUUCUUUCUAGUGUAAAACAACCAUAAUGUAUUUUCUUAAAUGGCACUUUACGAAAAAAGGUAUGCAAUCAAUUUUUUACGAAGAAUGUGUCAUAUGAUGAAAAUGAUCUUUCAUUUGAUGGCAUUAUAUACAAAAUGUGUGACACCCCUUGUGAACAAACAAUGUCGUUCCAAAGCAUGUUUUUUUUCUCUUUUUUCCUAUUAAAUGGCCAUUUUGUAAGAUUUUUGGUUAAUUUCUGCUGAAAUACCACUGAUUCCAAUGUUUAUUUAUGAUGUAAUAUCUUUUUUCUGUAUAGAUAUAUCUUAUAGCUUAUAUAUGUAUCAAUCACUGGGAAGUAAAGGGACAAGCCUAUAUACUACUAAUUGUCAAACAUUCAAAAAUAAACCCUGUUUAGUGGAACAAGGCAAGGCACACCACACUGAACUAGAGACACAACCGUACAAACACCACAUACACACCACACUGAACUAGA